UCAGCGUCCUACAUCCUAGGUGCUUCACCUGAUCCAAACCAGGCUAGCGGUCUGAAAUCUAUUGCGUUGAUCUGAUGCCAUCUCUCCUUUUCCCUCUCUCGCACACUCUCACACACUCUCUCUCACUCUCUCUUUCCUCCACAACUUCAGACCCUUCGACUUUCUCAUUGCUAUAUCGCUCCUAACCAAGGCGCUCGAUCGAAAAUAAAAAACCAUGCCUUACAAAGACAUCGGCGAAUUGCCAAAGGCUGUGCAGAGCCACCUUCCCAAGCACGCUCAAGAGAUCUACUUGGCGGCCUUCAACCAUUCCUGGGACGAGUACCGCCACCCGGAAGACCGCAGAGAUGACGCUUCGCAGGAGCAGACCGCCCAUAAGGUGGCCUGGGCUGCUGUCAAGCACAAAUACGAAAAGGACGAGAGCACCGGCAACUGGGUGCCCAUAUAAGUCAUGGUCCGCAACCCUUACCUCGACUCUUUCAGAGAGCUACUAGGACCCAAACCCCCCGACAACUCGCCCCAUACCUUCCUUGCAGGAAGAUGCAUCUUCGUGCCAUCAGCACUUUCUACGCACUUUGGCUAAAAGACCAUUUUGUACAGCAGCUCCCUCUCUAAAUCAUCUUUAUCUGGAAAUAAACUUUUGUCCUUAUCCAGCAGGCAAUAACAAGC
This is a messenger RNA of Gamsiella multidivaricata, 666 nucleotides long. Its product is annotated as chab family protein. NCBI's taxonomy places the organism in Eukaryota, Fungi, Mortierellomycota, Mortierellomycetes, Mortierellales, Mortierellaceae. The transcript has a single exon. The record is from RefSeq and is a predicted model, not a curated record. The coding region runs from base 215 to 445 and encodes 76 amino acids.